Messenger RNA from Prionailurus viverrinus (fishing cat), 2212 nucleotides. RefSeq names its product forkhead box J1 (gene FOXJ1). The record is from RefSeq and is a predicted model, not a curated record. The transcript has 3 exons. Gene Ontology annotation, biological process: regulation of DNA-templated transcription. Bases 281 to 1534 code for a protein of 417 amino acids. Gene Ontology annotation, molecular function: sequence-specific DNA binding; DNA-binding transcription factor activity. NCBI's taxonomy places the organism in Eukaryota, Metazoa, Chordata, Mammalia, Carnivora, Felidae.
GGCGACAAGGGGCGCUGGCGGGGCACUCGAGCUGGGUACAGAGAGCCGCGGGGGGGGGUGGGAGGAACUUCUUCCAGAACCUUCCUUUGGCCCGGGCUGCGCUCUGAGCCAGGAACCACACUGGUCUUCCGAGGAGGCGACCCCCUGGUCGCGGGAUGGAAGCGCGCGUCCGGGAGGCCCUGUAACUGGAGCCGCGGGAGUCAGCGGGCCGGAGAGCGCGGCGGGCUAUCCCCGGCUCAGCCGUGGAUGUUGACCGCCCCCUCGGAGGGUCCCCGCAGACAUGGCGGAGAGCUGGCUACGCCUCUCGGGUGCAGGGGCGGCGGAGGAGGCGGGGCCGGAGGGCGGCCUGGAGGAGCCCGACGCCCUGGACGACAGCCUGACCAGCCUGCAGUGGCUGCAGGAAUUCUCCAUUCUCAACGCCAAGGCCCCCGCCCUGCCGCCGGGGGGCACCGACCCCCACGGCUAUCACCAGGUGCCAGGCUCGGUCGCGCCGGGGUCGCCCCUGGCGGCCGAUCCCGCCUGCCUGGGGCAGCCGCACACCCCGGGUAAGCCCACGUCGUCAUGCACGUCGCGGAGCGCUCCCCCGGGGCUGCAGGCCCCGCCCCCCGACGACGUGGACUACGCCACCAACCCGAGUGUGAAGCCGCCCUACUCUUACGCCACGCUCAUCUGCAUGGCCAUGCAGGCCAGCAAGGCCACCAAGAUCACCCUGUCGGCCAUCUACAAGUGGAUCACCGACAACUUCUGCUACUUCCGCCACGCUGAUCCCACCUGGCAGAAUUCCAUCCGCCACAACCUGUCCCUGAACAAGUGCUUCAUCAAAGUGCCUCGGGAGAAGGACGAGCCCGGCAAGGGGGGCUUCUGGCGCAUCGACCCCCAGUACGCCGAGCGGCUGCUGAGCGGGGCCUUCAAGAAGCGGCGGCUGCCCCCGGUCCACAUCCACCCGGCCUUCGCCCGCCAGGCCUCGCAGGAGCCCGGCGCCGCCCUGUGGGCCGGGCCGCUGACCGUGAACACCGAGGCCCAGCAGCUGCUGCGGGAGUUUGAGGAGGCCACCGGGGAGGCGGGCGAGGGCAGGCUGGGGCACAAGCGCAAGCAGCCGCUGCCCAAGCGGGUGGCCAAGGUCCCGCGGGCCCCCAGCACCCUGCUGCUGACCCAGGAGGAGCAGAGCGAGCUGGAGCCCCUCAAAGGCAACUUUGACUGGGAGGCCAUCUUCGAGGCCGGCGCUCUGGGCGGCGAGCUGGGCACCCUGGAGGCCCUGGAGCUGAGCCCGCCGCUCAGCCCCGCCUCGCACGGGGACGUGGACCUCACCGUCCACGGCCGCCACAUCGACUGCCCUGCGACCUGGGGGCCUCCGGUGGAGCAGGCGGCCGACAGCCUGGAUUUCGACGAGACUUUCCUGGCCACGUCCUUCCUGCAGCACCCCUGGGACGAGAGCGGCAGUGGCUGCCUGCCCCCGGAGCCCCUCUUCGAGGCCGGGGACGCCACCCUGGCCGCCGACCUGCAAGACUGGGCCAGCGUGGGCGCCUUCUUGUAAGAGGCCAGGCCUCGCCCCCGGCUCCGGACAGUGCCCGCGUCAGGGCCCAGAAUGCACCCCCCCACACCCGGCACAGGCCCACAGACACCCUACCGCCCCGGGCAGGGGCUGGGCCAGGUCUCCCGAGGCUGGCCCCACGAGGCCCUGCGGCCCCCAGCCCGGGCUGCCUUCAGAUUCCAGCCCAGGAGGCUGAGAGCCGAGGCCCAGGACCAGAACUGCUGCCUCCCCGGCCCCCCCGGCCGCACACACAGUGUUUCAUUGAUCCUCCUCUGUCCUGCCCCAGGGACGGGCUCCGGCCCCGCACAGUGGGGGCUGCACGUGGAGGGGCGCUGGCCCGAGCUGGGGAGCGACAGUACAGGGCCCGCCCCUGGGUGCCUCAGCUACGACACCUCUCCCUCCUCUCCCGCUGUCCUCCCCAGGUCUCCAUCCAGAGAAAGAUCCCAGGUACAACAAAUGCUAAUUAGGUGACAGCAAAUUAACCCCCUGGAGGCCCCUCCGGGCAAAGCCUUCCCCCUGGGCCUGGGGAAGGAGGGGGGAGGGGACAGAAGGCAGAGACAGAAUGAGGUCGGGGAGCCUGGUGGGCGAGGAGGUUUUCUAAGGCCUCUGGGGUCUUUGCCUGGCCCCAUCCCUAGAGGUGGGGGCAAAGAGUGUAAAUCCCUAAUCUUUGAGGCAGAGAGC